AUGGGGCAGUGGCUGUCGCCGGCAAUCCAGCGACACAUGCUGCAUCCGCCAUUUGCUGUCCACCGACUGUCUAAGACAGAAGUCGUUGCACUACUCGAGGUUGCUUCAGAAGUGCAGUACGACAUGUCGAAAGCAAGAAAGGGCGAGAAACUCCAGUCUCUUGCCGGCAGCAUUAAUGCGGAUAUAGACGGCUUCGGCAAGAACUCCGCCCAAGGGUACUUUGUUCGCAUGAGCCACUGCAGCCCCAAAGAUGCCGAUGCAGGAACGCUGCGGCCUGUGUUUACGAUCAAAGACGCCCUCGUCAAGCUCGUGUCAUCGGAGCGAACAGUUCAAGUCCUCCUGAAUCUAUACUACGAGUAUCAGCACGCUGAUGAGAUUCCCGAUCCCCAGCUCUUCUUCUUCCCAUACCACGCCGACGUCGAUCGCCUCAGCGAAUGGCGAUGCUUCAUCGACAAAACCAGGGUAGUCGCAAUCAUUCAGAGCAAGUUCUACCAGUGCAACCAUCCAGCAAUCACGGACGAUGCGCUCCGAUCUCUCGCGAUGCAAAGCCCCGACUCCGUCGUCGGCUUGAUUGAGAUCAACCCAUGGGGCGCGCAUGCGGGAUCCGGAAGUUUGCUGUCCCACUGGUUGGACGAUGCCGAUAUCCUCAACCGCACGGGGUCGGAGUCGGAGCCGGCCGUGGUCAUCAGACUCAUGGAAGAAGGCAAAUCGCCGGUGGUUUCACGCGACGAAGCCUACCGGAUCGGGCGGGAACGAAUCAUCGAGGAUGAGCUACGCUGCCUGAGAAAGCGCGGCAUGGAAUGGAUUUUGGGGGAUGAUGCGCAUGCAGAGUUCAUGGAGCUGUCGCUGCCCGCUGCCUAUUCCAGGCCCACGACAAGAAAGGAUGGGCUUGAGAUGUUCCGACGGAAAAGGGCAGUCGACGACAGGAUAGGCGACGGCAAGAGGUCGGCCGCAAGAGACCACCCUCGACUUAUCAAACUUAAAAGGGCAUCACUGCAAGGUCAACAAGAAUAA
Colletotrichum aenigma is the source of this 1014-nucleotide messenger RNA. RefSeq lists its product as uncharacterized. The coding region runs from base 1 to 1014 and encodes 337 amino acids. Lineage: Eukaryota; Fungi; Ascomycota; Sordariomycetes; Glomerellales; Glomerellaceae. The transcript is spliced from 2 exons. The record is from RefSeq and is a predicted model, not a curated record.